Messenger RNA from Phyllotreta striolata, 749 nucleotides. Lineage: Eukaryota; Metazoa; Arthropoda; Insecta; Coleoptera; Chrysomelidae. The record is from the annotation of a GenBank genome assembly.
UUAAAUUUGAAGCACGGCUGUGAUGGCAGCGCGGAUUUCUGGCAAAUUUACAAAAUUAUAAUGGUUAUUUUCGGUUUCGAAUGAGCGAAUAUUGUACGCGUUCGCGGCGUAAAUAUUCGUUAUUUUCGCCGAAAUGUGAGAGUGAUGCCCGCCGAAAACGAUGUCGAAGGGUGCAAAUCGACGGCGACGACGUCCGCCGCGACGCCGAGGCCCGACGCCGAAAAGGGCGAGAACAUAAAGAGCCUGGAGGGCGAGGGCGACGUCGACGAGCCGCUGGAGAAGGCCAAAGAGAAGCCGCCGCCCGGUAUAAAUGCUUCCCUUGUAUUACUUUACGCAGUUUUCUUCACAAUGUUCACAACCGGUUGGGUUAACUUAAACAGCUGCCCUUUGAACAGGCUUAUUCCGAUUUAUCUAAUCGUGGCUGGUUUUGUAGGUGCCCUUGCAAAAUUUCUAAGCAAAUUAGAAAACAGAAUCGCCUUCAACAUUUCCAUGGCUUUGGUGAUUUUCCAUAUAGCUUGGCACAUAUUAGGGACGUACGUUGUGUAUAAAGAAUACCAACCCAAUUACGAGUCUACCCAAGGGGUCUAUUGCAAUAGGACUGCUUAUUUGCUCUCCUUCUGGAUAUUAACUGUCCAGUAUACAAUACUGGGAUUGUUUAUAAUGUGUUCUCUGUGCUACUUACUGAUGAGAGGAGAUUUCAAAAAUAAUCGAAUAAAAGAUUUGGACAAUUUAGAUUGAUACGAUAUUUA